Messenger RNA from Phytomonas sp. EM1, 1593 nucleotides. The record is from the annotation of a GenBank genome assembly. NCBI's taxonomy places the organism in Eukaryota, Euglenozoa, Kinetoplastea, Trypanosomatida, Trypanosomatidae.
AUGUUCUUUUCUAAUCAAGCUUCCCAAGUUUUACGAGAUGGUGCCUCUGAGGAAAAAGGCGAGCGGGCACGCUUGAUGAACAUUAUGGGUGCUAUUUCCGUGGCAGAUAUUGUCAAAACAACUUUGGGACCUAAGGGGAUGGACAAAAUUCUACAAGGAAUGGAUCGAACUCAAAGUGUUAGGGUAACUAAUGAUGGUGCUACUAUUCUCAAGUCGUUGAUUAUGGACAAUCCAGCUGCAAAGAUUCUAAUUGAUAUGAGUAAUACCCAAGACGAUGAGGUCGGUGAUGGAACUACUAGUGUUACUGUUUUAGCAGGUGAGCUCCUUCGUAACGCUGAGAAACUUCUAGAUCAAUCUAUUCAUCCACAAACAAUUAUUGAUGGUUAUCGCAUGGCAAGCAUAGCCGCCCAAGAAGCUCUCGUUGCUUCCACGGAGGACCAUGGUAACAAUAAAGAACUUUUUUAUGAAGAUCUUAUUCGAAUUGCUAAGACUACGCUAAGCUCUAAAAUUAUUACUGUGGAAUCGGAGCAUUUUGCCAAGCUUUGCGUCGAUGCUGUUCUUCGCCUUAAGGGGAGUGGUAACCUUGAGAUGAUUAAUAUUAUGAAAAAACUUGGUGGUACGUUGCGUGACAGCUAUUUGGAGCCUGGAUUUCUUUUGGACAAAAAAAUCGGAAUUGGACAGCCUCGCUAUCUUGAGAACGCCAAAAUUCUUGUCGCUAAUACUCCCAUGGAUACAGAUAAGAUCAAAAUAUUUGGCGCAAAGGUUGCUGUUGAAAGCGUUGCUGAGCUGGCCGAGGUUGAAGCUUCAGAGAAAGCUAAAAUGAAGGAUAAGUGCAUGAAGAUCAUAAAACACGACAUUAAUUGCUUUAUAAACCGUCAGCUUAUUUACAACUAUCCGGAAGAAAUUUUUGCACAGCAUGGGAUCAUGGCCAUUGAGCAUGCAGACUUUGAUGGAAUUGAGCGCCUUGCGAAGGCUCUUGGUGCUGAUGUUGUUUCAACUUUUGACGAAACAGCUAACGUUCAAUAUGGUUUUGCUCAGCGCAUUGACGAAUUCAUGAUUGGUGAGGGGACAGUGAUCCGUUUUUCUGGCCUACCGAAGGGUGAGGCGUGUACUAUUGUUCUUCGAGGUACGUCGCGUCACAUCUUGGACGAGGCUGAGAGAUCCAUUCAUGAUGCUCUAUGCGUAAUUUCUGAGACUAUUAAGGAGACGCGUACUGUCCUCGGUGCGGGUUGUUCUGAGUUUUUAAUGGCACAGUCAGUUGAGGACAAGGCAAAAUUGGUUCCUGGGAAGAAACAAUUGGCAAUGCUGGCAUUUGCCACUGCUCUUCGAACCAUUCCCUCAAUUAUUGCAGACAACGCCGGCCUUGACAGCAAUGAUCUGGUGACACGUCUGCAGGCUGCUCACUAUAAAGGUGAUCGCACUUACGGAAUCGAUGUCAUAAAGGGCGAUAUUGCUGACGUUAAAGAGCUUGGCAUUACUGAAUCCUACAAGGUAAAAAGCUCUGUUGUUGCAUAUGCAUCUGAGGCAGCUGAAAUGAUUUUGCGUGUUGAUGAUGUUCUUCGUGCUGUCCCUCGCCAACGUACACGAGAGUAA